AACGCCUCUGGGAUUUGAUUGGCAGGUGGACGGUGUCUGUUUACAGCGGGGGGGCGGGGCUUUGUGUUGCUCAAUAUGGCUGCGCCCUGUUGGGAUCAACAGGUCUGAAGGUGAACAUACAUGAUGUCGAAAGAACAGGUGAGCAUUAGCGAGCUCCUCCUCUCAUUGGACAGUCUGGAGCUGCAGGAGGCGGAGCAAGUCAGAGCGUCUGUCAAUCAGCAGCUGAGUUCAGACAGAGGGGGCGCCGUCCUGUCCAGUCUGGUGGAGUACUACCUGGACUCGUCUUCAUCUCAGGCCGUCCUCCUCCUGUCCUCCAUCAGGGAGUCUCAUCAUAAGCUACUGUUGGAGAAGCUGAACGAGAUCCUGGGUCGACCUGGGACCCGAUUGGCCGCUCUCACCCUGCUGGGUCACCUGAUCAGAAAGCAGCCGCCGUGGGUUCAUCACGUCAGCCGCUCAGCUCUGCUGCCGUCACUGCUGCGCUGCCUUAAGACUGACGCUGACGUGGUGGUCCUGAUCACUGGAGUCCUGGUCCUCAUCACGCUUUUACCCAUGAUCCCUCAGGCGGGGAAGCAGCACAUCUACGACUUCUUUGACGUGUUCGGACGCCUCGCCUCCUGGAGCCUCAAAAACCCCGGUCAUGUACCGGUGGUCCACCUGGUCCACCUCCAGGCCUCUGUGUACUCUCUGUUCCACCGGCUCUAUGGGAUGUUCCCGUGCAACUUCAUCUCCUACCUGAGAUUGCACUACAGCAUGAAGGAGAACCUGGACACCUUCCAGGAGGUGGUGAAGCCCAUGUUGGAGCAUGUGAGGGUUCACCCAGAGCUGGUCACGGGGACGCAGGACUACGAACUGGACCCGUCCAGGUGGAGGUGUUACGAAGUCCACGACAUCGUCAUCGAGUGUUCGCGGUUGUCUCUGGAUCCUCUGGAGUCGUCCUGUGAAGACGACCUCCCCUCCUCUUCCUCCUCCGCUCAUCGUCACCACGACACCUCCUUCGCUCCUCCCACAGAGACGCCCAGCGGCGGCAGAGGCUUUAAAGCGUCUGGAAGUCUGUCUCCGCCCCCGCUGACACACAUCACCUCCGACAUACAGGUUGAUGAUGUCACAUGGAGCCCCUCCUCACAGUGCGGUUUGUCCACGCCCCCUCCUGAACCUGCUGCCACAGGCACCGCCCACUCAUUGAGCCGGACCGCCUCCAUCUCAGGUGUGAAAUGUCCCUCAUCAGCCACCGUCACCAUCCCACCUCCGACUGAACACAGCCACCAGCCCACGGACGGAGGACAGGUGAGAAGGGGACAGGUGAAGCAGCAUCCAAUCACAGAGCUGGAGGAGGCUUCUUUUCAGCCAAUCAGAGAAUCAGAGGGCAGGACCCAGAGUGAUGUCAUCACCAGGAACGAAGAGGUCAGAUCGGAUGAGAAGCCCCGCCUCCUGACCUCCACCCCCUGCCGAGAUGAGGAAGGGUCCAUCACACUCUUCUUCACCCCCCCUCACAGCUCCUCCACCAAUCACAGACCAGAGCUGAGUGUCCUCGCCCACUUGGACCACAGCCCCGCCCCUUCAGACCAGAGCCCCGCCCCACCAUAUGAACCUCUGUUUGAACUGGCUUUGCCUCGAGCCGCCACGCUGUUUGUCGGGAAGAAGACCCAGGAGGCGCUGCACAGGAGAUCAGGGGAGCAGCAGGAGGGAGGAGGAGCAUCAGAGGGGGCGGACCAGGAGGAAGACCACGCCCCCGUCUCUCCUCUGGAGGUGUUGGAUCAACUGAUCGUUCAUGGACACGACGCCCACCAACGCCUCAGCCGGAGGCUGUCUGUGGUGAAUAAGUCGUUGGAUCGGAGCCACUUUGGAGGUAAACAACAGAGCAUGAAAAUCAAAGGAGGCCCCGCCCAGGGGGAGGAGCUUCAGGCCCUGAGGAGUCAGCUGCUGUUGGUCCACAGUCAGCUUCAGUACGAGCGUUUCAAACGGCAGCAGCACGCCAUCAGAAACCGCCGGCUGCUCCGUAGAGUCAUCAACGCCACGGCGCUGGAGGAGCAGAGCGUUGCUAUGAGGGCUCAGCUGGGUGUCCAGGAGGCGGAGAUACGAGCUCUGAAGGAAAGUCUGAAGGAGGAGCAGCGACGCUACACGGAGCUGCACGAGGACACGCAAACGCACAGCAAACAGCUGAACGCACACAUCCAACAACUACUGCUGCAGCAACAGGACGUACAGAGGGACAACCAGAGGCUGCAGAGCGAACUGCAGGAGUGUCAGAGCAGGCUGCGGGACCUGGAGGCGGAGCUUCAGAAGGCCAACAACAAGUCUUACAACGCUGAACACCAGCUGACCCAGCUGUCACUCAAGCUGUGCAGCAGUGAGCAGCUGCAGCAGCAGAUCUACAUGAUGAACCAGCAGCUCCUUCUGCUCCGAGAAACCAACAGAGCUCUGAGAGAAACUCUGGAGGCGGGAGACGGCAGCAUCGACACGGAGGUGUCCAUGCUGCAGUGCAGCGUGGGAAGGGAGUACCAGCGACUGAAGGACAGCGACGUGCAGCAGCGACAGAUGCUGGAGGCAGCCAAUCACAGAAUAGCAGAGCUGGAGGGUCAGCUGACCAAGAAGGACCAGCUGAUCCUGGACCAGAAGAAGCUCCUGGAGGACACCAAGGCCCACAGCAGGGCUCUUCUGUCGGCGUCUGAGGGCCGCUGUGUCGCUCUGAGAGCCAUCACCCAGAGUCUCCAGGUCGAGAUGCUCCACCUCUACAGCCAGAUCCACCUGGGUCCUCAGGACCCAGAUCCAGGAGAGUCCUCCAGGCCAAACAGCGGCGAUGAUAUCUUACCACCUCCUCAGGGCGGCCCCAGGCCCCGCCCCUCCCCAUCGGUCAGCAUCCUGAAUGGCGGCGUGGAGCCCCUGUCCACCUCCCCCCUGCUCCUCCCCUCAUACUCCUCCUCCCCCCUCACCCGCUCCCCCAUCGAGUCCCCCCUCGCCGUCGGAUCCUUUCUGGAGCAGCGAGCGCGCCAGCUGUUCAGACCAACCAAUCAGAACAGCCAGGAUGAGGAGGCGGACCCACAGCAACAGAAGGACAAAGAGGAGGAAGAGAAAGAGGAGGAGGAGGAGGAGCGGGAGGUGGAGGAGACACAGACAGGGAGCCCCCCCCUGGGUCAGGAGGUGGAGGAGGAGACGCUCCUGGCUGGCAGCCCCCAGAUGGAGCCGCCCAGCUGGGCUCCACCCCUGGCCCCGGCCACAGGCUCCACCCCCUCUGCAGACCUGACCCUCGCCGUUCGCCAAAGGAGACACGAACUGAGCAUCAUGGACUACGACGAGACCCUGCCAGAGUUCUGACGUCCUGGAUCUGCUCCCAAAGUCCCCA
Molecule: messenger RNA, 3340 nt
Organism: Sphaeramia orbicularis (orbiculate cardinalfish)
Lineage: Eukaryota; Metazoa; Chordata; Actinopteri; Kurtiformes; Apogonidae
Product: hamartin-like
Exons: 22
Coding region: 121-3312 (1063 amino acids)
Biological process (GO): negative regulation of cell population proliferation; negative regulation of TOR signaling; regulation of cell cycle
Cellular component (GO): TSC1-TSC2 complex
Source: RefSeq, a predicted model, not a curated record